AUGACAUCACCUUUCUUCAUCCCUGUGGAGCUCUCACACACAGCUCUCCUUCUUUCAGAUGUGCAGACACAAAUUCUGAAGCGUUUUCCUACCGAAAUCCAAAAGGAUUAUCUUGACAAGAUCAAAAUUCUUCUCGGCUUCUUCAGAGCCGAGAUUUCUAAGUGUCGUUCCAAUCAGGAUACCACAAUCAGAAGUGCGCCUUACGAUGGUGUGCCUCUCAUUGUCCAUCACACUUUACCCUUCAACCUCAACUCAAAUGCGUUUGUGUCGCCUUACAAUAAACUCGGCAAAUGGGUGAAACAACUCGAAGAUGCAGGUUAUUUUGCAAACGCGCCAUCCGACCCUCAUCAUCCAUACUACGGUAUUCCAGAUGAUAUUGUACCAUCAGGUGGUUGGGGUGGUAAAGAUGAAAUCGUCUUGGGGAAGUUGCAACCAAGCUGCUUUGGAUCAUCUGAUCUGCAGUCGUAUUUACGUGCACGUGGUAUUCGCCAUGUUGUGUUGGUAGGCCUGACAACUAUGGGAAGCAUCCUGGGGUCAGCACGAGCAGGCGCGGACUUGGAUUUUCACAUUAUCUGUGUGGAAGAAGGCAUCAUUGACGACGACCCAGAGGUUCACAAUUUCUUAAUGUCGAAGGUGCUCCCGAAGUUUGUUGAUGUAGUUCACCUCAAAGACAUAUUGAGGCUACAGGUAUGA
This is a messenger RNA of Trichoderma virens Gv29-8, 693 nucleotides long. RefSeq lists its product as uncharacterized. Bases 1 to 693 code for a protein of 230 amino acids. NCBI's taxonomy places the organism in Eukaryota, Fungi, Ascomycota, Sordariomycetes, Hypocreales, Hypocreaceae. The record is from RefSeq and is a predicted model, not a curated record. The transcript has a single exon.